AUGCCACUGACACCCAACAACGGAAAAUACCUCAAGAAUAAUUAACUCUGCAUUAUUUCUUCUUAACUAACAACAUGACCUCAUCUGGUUCACAUUUUGUCUGUGGUUACAUAAAACAACUGAAUAUACAAACACCACCUUUAACGUUUAUCUCACCAGACAAAUCACUAUGGAAAUACACUGAGAAAUUCAGCCUAAAUUUAAGUUAUCCAGAAGUAAGUACAGAUACGACGAUAUUUACCCCAUUGAAUAACGACUAUGUGACAAAUUUCACAAACAACAGUAAUUUUUCAAAUAUCCCAUUCCUACCCUUUCAGUACAAUUCAAUCUUUCGAUAUUAUUUCACCGAUGGUAUCCCCUUUCAAAUUUCAUUUCGAUGUCACACGAUAGAUAUCAUUUGGAAGUAUAUCUUACCAUUAUUAUUUUUAAUCGGAACUGUUGGAAAUAUUCUAUCAUUUCUAGUAUUUUAUAAACGUAAAAGUCUCUAUCCAUCAUCGCAUAUAUAUCUCAUAUUUUUAGCCAUAAUGGAUGAAGGAGUUCUGUGCACUGGUCUACUAACACGAUGGUUAGAUCGAUUACUCUCCUACCGGCUAGAAGAUAGACAUUGGCUGUUGUGUAAGUCAAUGCAAUUUAUCGGUGUCACUACAAGUUUCAUCUCUGUCUGGAUUAUUGUACUGAUCACUGUGGAACGUACUCUAGUCGUUAUGUCGCCGAUUAGUUCAAUACAUAAUAAACGUGUUAAAUGUUCGUGUACAUCAAUAAUAAUAUUAUGCAUUCUAGCGUCAACUGUAAGUGGACACUUUUUUCUCACUGUUGAUCUUGUAACAAGAGAUGGGAAUAAAUCAUUGGAUGGUGACGAGGAUGAAGAGGAUGCCGCCAGUGCAGAACAAAACAUCCCAUUGUAUCUAUCGUCUAGAUUAAUAGAGAAUAGUCAUUUCCUGGGUCAGAGUAUUGCUAAUUCAACUUUACUGCACUAUCAACAACAAACAUAUGAUAAUAUGACUAUUUCAGAUCCCCGAGUGUGUGAUUUUCACCUCGUGUACAAAGAGAAUGGCUUUCAAAGCAUUUGGACAUGGAUAGAUGCUACAUUGUAUAGUUAUCUGCCAUUUAUCAUUAUUGUUAUCUCCAAUAUUCUGAUCCUGAUCAAUAUUCGUUGGGCAACAAAACGUCGAGCCAGUAUGAUCUAUCGAGUGCCAAAUACAAAAUAUUAUCAUCAUUGCUUAAAAAAUAAUAAUAAUCAUAAUCAUAACUAUUGGAAUAUCAAAAAAUUUGGUAAUUUCUCUAUGAAACUCAAUCGAUGUACAGAUGCACAGAUACGUCAACCACCACAAACAUCCUAUUGUGGUUCCCAGUCGUAUGCUAGUGAUCGUUUUACUCCACCACCACAGAUAGCCGGUUCAUCAUCCCAUGGAUCCAGUGUUAUCUCGCUGAAUAAUUUGAAUCAUGCCAAUCAUAAAAGUAAUAGUAAUAUGAGUUUAUAUAGUGCUAAUCUAUGCAAAUGUAAACAUCCUUGUGUAAGUAUGCAGCUACAACCGUAUACAGGAGGUGUUAAAGGUGUUGAAUAUAAAACGAAUAGCAUUGUGAGACGUCCACAUACAAUCUUCUCUAGCGAGAUGCGUCAAUUAACUCUGCUGCUGAUGUUAAUCUCCGGUGUCUUCCUACUGACGACUGCACCAGUUGUUGUAGUCAAGCUAUUAGUUGCAUGGAAUAUUGGGCAGGAUCCAGAAGAUAUAGCAUUACUGGAAUUAUUUGAUUGUAUUGCUGAAGUAUUAAUGUAUGCAAAUCAUGCUAUAAAUUUUUAUUUAUAUUGUGCUGUUGGGACAAGAUUUCGUAGAGAAUUGAAGAAAACACUACGAUGUGGUAAGAAAAGAAGGUAACUGUCUCAGUGCCCUCCCCCCUACCCCGGCCCUAAAAAAAGCUUAAAGCGACAUAUCUAUUUUCAAAGUUAUUUUGCUUGUUUUAAAAAAAACAUCAGAGUCUAUUUCUCUGUUAAAAGCUAAAAUUUUUGUAAAUAAUUCUGAUAUUGCUGUGUGUUUAAAAAAAUAAAGAAAUAUGUGUG
Molecule: messenger RNA, 2059 nt
Organism: Trichobilharzia szidati
Lineage: Eukaryota; Metazoa; Platyhelminthes; Trematoda; Strigeidida; Schistosomatidae
Source: the annotation of a GenBank genome assembly